GAUUGGUGCGACGUGCAGCGAUGCGGAAGCAAAGCUCAGGUGGCACGUCGUCUGCACCAGUCUGUACGUCGACUCUUCGAGUUGCUUCGUGCGGUCCGCGCCAGCCGUGCCUCUAAACCGUUUUUUGCUUUGCAACCUACGCCUCAGAACUUUAAAACCGAGGAAUCUAGGUACCCGCAGGAUACCCACCGGGCCAUCGGUGAACCAUGGCUGUGGAUGCCGCCUUAACGAACGGCGGCGAGGCAGAGGACUCAUUCCUUUACGACCCGAGCCUCCUGGAGGGCCUGGACGACCUCAAAGGCCCGCCCUGCCCCACCCUCAGGGUUCGGCCCUUGAGCGUGGACGACUACGACCGGGGGUUCCUGGGACUCCUCAGUCAGCUCACAGUUGGCGGCGAUGUGUCGAGGGAGGAAUUCCUUGCCAGGUUUCACGCCAUGCGUUCUCGGCCCGGCACCUACUAUGUGACCGUGGUCGAAGACACGGAAAGAGGGGCCGUGGUAGGCACUGCCACGCUCGUUGCCGAACUCAAGUUCAUCAGAAACCUUGCCACGAGGGGCCGUCUCGAAGACGUGGUGGUCUCCAGCGAUUACCGUGGCCGUCAGCUCGGAAAACUGGUCGUCCAGACCGUGGUGCAUCUGGCCCGCAAGGUCGGCUGCUACAAGCUGACCCUGGACUGCAAGGACUCCCUGACCAAGUUCUACGCCGACAACGGAUUCACGUUGGAACCCGGCAACGCAAACUCCAUGAGCCUGCGAUUUUUGGAGGCCGGCGACGCCCCGCACUGACGGGGGCCCGCACUACUACAGCACCCGCGAUGAGUCUCUGACCGGCGCGUUUACUGCGCCCAAAAAAGCGGUACCACGUUACAAGGGGUCGCUCUUCGGCUCGGCGGUCUGCGGAAGCUUAGGCGGUCGGGAGUUGGGACUACGCGGCGACGGCAACGCCCAUAUUCACUCUUACUUUUUGCCGCUACUUCUGGUGCCGACUGCCAGGAUUGCGACUUCUGACGGUGUGACACUCUUACUUUUGUGACGUCGUUUGGUGCCGCUCGGGACCAUUUUUGGCGUAUUGAAGGGAAACGACAACAAGCAACGGUCGUCCAGGACUCGUUGCAGGUUCCAUAGCUCGACGGUCCGGGUAAACGUGGGGACGUUACGACGGAAGGGGACGAAGCACGGAGCGUCGGUCCACCUUGACGUGUCGGUGUGUCCGGCGACAUGCUUCCGUGUCUCGUGGCAGAAAAAGAGAGUGCAAUAUAUAUAAAUAAAAAGAGUAACUCGCAUUCCCUAUCCAAACUGAGUCCGUGUCAACUCUCCGUAGAGUAUGUACAAUAACAUAGAGGAAAAGGUAUCGCAGUUUGGAAGCGGCCGAAAUGUGGGACCUUUUGGUGCCGCUUUUAUACACGCCAAGAAGCGGGAAAACAAACGCGGCAUUGCGCGUCGUAUAAAAAUAAAGUUGACGAGCUGU
Ixodes scapularis (black-legged tick) is the source of this 1467-nucleotide messenger RNA. It is a transcript of the gene Gnpnat, whose product is annotated as probable glucosamine 6-phosphate N-acetyltransferase. The transcript is spliced from 6 exons. Gene Ontology annotation, biological process: UDP-N-acetylglucosamine biosynthetic process. NCBI's taxonomy places the organism in Eukaryota, Metazoa, Arthropoda, Arachnida, Ixodida, Ixodidae. The coding region runs from base 207 to 785 and encodes 192 amino acids. Gene Ontology annotation, cellular component: endoplasmic reticulum-Golgi intermediate compartment; Golgi apparatus; endoplasmic reticulum. The record is from RefSeq and is a predicted model, not a curated record. Gene Ontology annotation, molecular function: monosaccharide binding; glucosamine 6-phosphate N-acetyltransferase activity.